AUGGAGGAUGAGGAUGACAAGAAAAAACAAGAUAGUGGCAGUGCUGUCUGCAAUGAUACUGAGUAUCAGUGUGCAGAUGGAAACUACAUUCGUCAAAAUUGGGUCUGUGAUGGUGAUCCCGACUGCAGUGACGGGAGUGACGAGAAGACCUGCAACUACUCAAUACCUCAUGUCUGGGUGGCCAGAUGGAUGGACAGUGAUGACAGUUUUGUGGUUGGAUGUGUCCACAAGGGGAACCAAAGAGAUUUAGAGCCACAAACGCCCCCAGUGACUCUCUCUUACUAGUUGUUUGCAGGAUUCACUGGACUUGUUCUCAUCACCAUGACCUUGGUGGUUAUCAUGUCCACCUUGAGAGGAAAUCAGGCAGCAGGACCACAGAAUGCAACAUCUGAGGAAACCAAUGUACAACUUUUAUAAGAAAAUGUUGUACAGCAAUAGUGUUAUGCUGCACUUCCUUCUGGUUCCUUUGUGGUACAAAGGCCUUCUGCAUACAUGCAACAGUAAAAGUGCAGAAGAUUGAAAUAGAUUGAGAUAUGCAUUAGUGCUCUGCUAAUUAUUAGUGUAAGAGAUUAGAUAAAUAUCCUAUUAUUUUUCUCUGUUCUUUUUAAUCUCUAUUAUUGAUUAUUGAUUGUACCUUGUUGAAUAUUGACCCUGAUUUUCCUAAAAAUUAUGAAGUAUUUCCAUUUAUGUAUGAAACUGUAAAUUAAUGAUGAUACUGCACUGUACAGAUAGUACAGAUGAUGAUACUGUACAGAUGCAGAUACUGUGUAUAUGGUGUCCUGUUGAGUCAUAAGGGGAACUCUUUAAGUAUCAUUAGUGUGUCUAUAGUGUGUGAAGGAGUGAUGAAAAACUGUGUUACCUUAUAAUUUACAUUGGUGUGAUAUCUGUAACUGAAAGUUAAAUAGAUGCUUGUUCCGAAAAUCAUUAAAAGGAAAAAAAUAAAUACUGUUUGGAUUUAAACUUGCUCCAUGUUUAUCACAUCAUACCAUACCAUGGCAUUGUGUUGGCGUUAUGGAUGUGACAGUUUUGUGUGGAAUUGCCCCUGUCCGUCUGUGUCUGUGCAUGCAUGUGAUAUACAUCUAUGACUGAGCAU
This is a messenger RNA of Alosa alosa (allis shad), 1093 nucleotides long. Its product is annotated as very low-density lipoprotein receptor-like. Gene Ontology annotation, molecular function: protein binding. The record is from RefSeq and is a predicted model, not a curated record. The transcript is spliced from 6 exons. The coding region runs from base 1 to 285 and encodes 94 amino acids. Lineage: Eukaryota; Metazoa; Chordata; Actinopteri; Clupeiformes; Clupeidae.